Messenger RNA from Salvia hispanica, 1343 nucleotides. NCBI's taxonomy places the organism in Eukaryota, Viridiplantae, Streptophyta, Magnoliopsida, Lamiales, Lamiaceae. The record is from RefSeq and is a predicted model, not a curated record.
AUUGAUUACCUCUUCAAUUGCUGUGAAAAUUUGCUUCGAUGGAAUCUGUAGCAAAUAACGAAGGUAUGUACAUUCCUGUUUGUGAUGAUGCUUUGAAGCCAAUGAUUGAUGGCAAGAGCAGAGGAUAUGAGGUUUAUCAGUUUGUUGAGUAUCAUAAUCACUUAAUGGUUGCGGAUGAGCAUAGGCAUUUUAUGAUGGCCAAUCGCAAUCUGGAUCCUAUCCAUCGGAGGUUUAUGGAGGAUUGUGGCAGGUGUAAUAUUGGUCCCACUCUCACAUUCAAACUUUUGAAGGAGAUAAUGGGUGGACCUGAAAAUGUUGGAUGUGAUAUUAUUGAUAUUAGAAAUGGUUAUCGUGAUAUUAUGUCCAAUAUUGAUGGUUCAGAUGCUCAAAUGAUUUUUGAUUAUAUGCGUUCUCAAAAGAAAUCAUCUGAUGCCUUCUAUUAUGAAAUUGAGAUAGGAUCUCAUGGAAAGUAUUGCAUGAUUUUUGCUCCAUUCACUGGAAAAGAUAACCAUUCUAGACCAGUUACAUUUGGAGCUGGCUUGUUAUCAAGUGAAGGUAGAGAAUCCUAUUCUUGGUUGUUUGGUUGUUUUGUUCGAUGCAUGGGGGUAGCACCCAAAUUGAUUAUCACUGAUCAAGAUUGGGGGAUCAAACUUGCUGUUCAACAAGUACUUUUACAAACAAGGCACCGAUGGUGUAUGUGGCAUAUCAUGGUUAAGGUGUCAGAUAAGUUGCCCAAAUCUUUACUUGGUAAUGAAGAUUUCAAAAAAGAGUUGAAUGCAUGUGUUUGGUCUGAUUUGUUAGAGCCUAAUGAGUUUGAUAUAAUAUGGAAUGAUAUAAUGGAACGGUAUGGAUUAGAAGACGUGCACUGGUUUGGAUCAAUGUUUGAAGAUAGAGAAUUCUGGGUUCCUGCUUAUUUUCGAGAUUUUCCCAUGGGGUCGCUUCUUAGGACUACAUCGAUGUCUGAAUCGGAGAAUAGCUUUUUUAAAAACUACACAAAGCCACGUGCAAAUCUUGUACAGUUCAUCAAUUUCUUUAAUUAUGUUGUGGGAGAUCAAAGGAAUGCCAAUUCACGAUUGAACUACUUGGAUUACUCAACUAUUCCUGAUUUGUCAACCCAAUUGCCUAUUGAGAAGCAUGCAUCUACAAUCUACACUGAUUCUAUUUUCAAACAUGUACAACAGGAAAUAAGUACGGUAUGUGAGAUUGUUUCUAUAACUGUUGAGGAUAACAUCAAGAUGCAUCAGGUCAAGGACCAAUAUGGUAGAACAUGGGAUGUUAAGUAUGAUUGUAAGCAAGACACAUUCGACUGUAGUUGCAAGAAGUUUUCCAGAAUUGGUGGUUGA